This is a messenger RNA of Aethina tumida (small hive beetle), 5404 nucleotides long. RefSeq names its product thyroid adenoma-associated protein homolog (gene THADA). Gene Ontology annotation, cellular component: cytosol. The transcript has 19 exons. NCBI's taxonomy places the organism in Eukaryota, Metazoa, Arthropoda, Insecta, Coleoptera, Nitidulidae. The coding region runs from base 57 to 5348 and encodes 1763 amino acids. The record is from RefSeq and is a predicted model, not a curated record. Gene Ontology annotation, biological process: tRNA methylation.
AUAUUUUAAAAAUUUGUUGACUAUGGGUUAUUAAUAUAAUUAUUUAAUAUAAAAAGAUGAAUAUUUCGUUUGAGUCACAUAGCACAAUUUUGAGUUCAGAACCACUUUGUGUUCUAACUCAAAAGUUAUCGGAAUCAACACAAGAUAAUGAUAUAAAAAAUAUUAUUAAUUCAAUGUUCAAUUUAUAUAGUGAGUCACAGGAUCCUAUAAAGAGUGAAGCCAGAAUUGUUAUAAUAGAAUUGUUUACAAAAUACAAUGGAAAGAAAAAUGUUAAAAAGUAUCUUCAGGAAAAAAUAAGUAAAUUAAAUGUAGUUAAUUUUGCUAUAGAGGGAAUAAAAGACUUGACAGCUCAAAUUGAAAAUGAAAAAAAAUGUAACAUGAAGCAAUUUUCUCAUGUUCAACAUUUUUUAUAUAUAAUUUCCAAUUUACAAAAAAGCAAUGAUUAUACUUUAAAUCAGCUUCUCCCAUUGUAUAAUUUAAUUUUGAGUGGAUAUGUUCAUCAAAUUGGAUUAAAAUAUCCAAAUGUAGCUAGCUAUGAAGAGUUAAUUUUACUUAUUAACUCUAUACUAAAACAAAUAUUAUCAGGAUUAGCUAAAAAUGAUAACUUCAAGAGCAAUGUGGCACAGAAUUAUUCAUUCAAUUUUAUAAAACAGUGUUAUGAUAUCUUAAAAUAUGACAAUUUAGGAUAUGAUAUUAAAACUAAAUGUGGCCUAAUGUUGGUAAAUCUAUUAAUGAUAUUACCUGAAUCUGAAGUAGAACAUUUUGAAUAUAAUGACUGUCCAGUUUUGGACCUAAUUAAAAAUUCUAACUGCAAAAUAUGGUUUACUCUUAAAAACUGUAGCUUUGAUAAUAUCUUUAAUGAAAACAAUAAAGUAGUUAUUUAUUCAGCAGUAUUUAAUGCAAUACCUUCUAAUAAAUUACUAAAUAUAAAAAUCAGUGAUAAGGAUUUGGUUACAAUUCUUUAUGAAGAACUGGUGUCUUGUGCUAAGAGAGCUACAACAAAUCCUCCACAGAUAGUAGAAGUCAGUAGAAUUUUAAGCAUGAUUGGCAAACAUUUAAAAUCUUUACCUGUUGAUAAAGUAAAGGGAUUGUUUAUAUUAGGUUUGCAACAUGUUUGGUCACAUGUUGAUCAUUUUGUAGAUACUGUUAGACAAUAUAUAAAGAUUAUUUCUGCUGAUCUUGUUGCUCUUUCAGCAUUUCACUCAAAAAAUGGUCACAAUGAAUGUUUAGAUAUUCUCCUUGAGAAUAUGCAUUCCUCUUCAGAAGAAAGUGCAGCAUGGUUUGUUAUAAUAGAACAGAUAGGAAUUUAUUAUGGCUGUAAUUUUUUAUUAGAAACUUACAAUAAACUACCUAGUAAAUUAAUUAAAUUAUUAGGUGACAUCACCUUACAAGAUAAUGUUUGCAAAACUUAUUCAUUGUUUUUGGAAUUACACUACAAAGAAACAGAUGAAGAAACUUUCUAUAAAAUUUGGAUUCUUCCCAUUGCCAAACAUCUCAAAGAGAAGUCUGAAAAUACAGUAUCCUAUCAGAAUAUAAUAACAUCUGGUUUUAAAGUAUGCCCAACUAUAAUUAAUAAAAUUUUUCCACCAGGAAAAAACCUUAGUGUGGAAGAGCAUGGUGUUCUACUAAAAUGUUUAAAACUUGCAAGAAACGCACGAAUUGUAAUUCCGCAAGAAGACAACAGAAAUUAUUGGAGGGGAUUGGUUGAGAAAAAUAAAUUAGAAAUGUAUAAAUGGCACCAAGAUGAUGAGAUACGAAUUUCGGCACUAGCACUCAUUGUAGACAGCCAAAAAAGUACUGAGCUAUUUUUGGAGUGGGAGUUUGAAUAUUUAUUGAGCUAUUUGACUUAUAACAUAACUUCACAAGUGCCUAACAUCAGAAAACAACUUAUAACGCAUUAUAAAAAUGCGCUGUUACGUUAUGAUGCAAGUUAUAACGUUAUUCUGCGAAAUUUGAAAAAAGUUACAGAUAAUGAAGAAUAUAAAAUAAUAGUUGAUUAUUAUAAUAAUUUUAUAAAAUCAUUUGCAAAACUGCUAAUUAGUAAUUUAACAGUAGAUGCAAAUUAUUCUAGACGUUCAGCAUCACUUGAACUUCUUUCAAUAGUGGAACCAUAUUUGAAGGAACAUUGGAUACAUUGUUGGAGAAAAGAAGAUGUAUUAAAUUGUCAGAAUAUUUUGUAUGAUAGUUAUGAAUCUAAUAAAAAAAUGGCUUUAUCAAUUCUGCUUAAAUUACCACCGGAAUUGAUGGGAUUUGACGAUUUACAGGUUUCGGAAACAUAUGUUCAUAACUGUAUUAAAAUGGCUUGUGAUAUUAAACCCAGCAAUACUUUGUCAGCUGUCUAUAUGUUGCAAUUAUCGGUUAUUUCUCCACAUUUUUAUGAUAUUAUGAGCCGUUAUUCUGUUUAUAAACGCAGCAAUUUGAAUGAUGUAUAUUUCCUUACACUGACUGUUUUGUCUGAGCUUUUGUUAACUCAGUCUAAUGUGGAAAUUGAUGUGGGAGACCUAACAAAUUCUUUAUAUGGCAUUAUAUUAAGCCUAAGAUACUUAUUAGAGAGACGAAAAAUAAAUGAUAACAACACAGAAUAUGCAGUGUUGUUUAAAGAUUUAAUAGACACCUGCUUUAAAAUCAAAGAGCAUAUUAUGCCAAUAGUUUGUAAUCCUUCACCUGAAGGAUAUCUACCUGAAAAUGCAAAAAUUUUCAAAACUGAUGAAUCAGCAAUUGCUCAAAUGGUACUAGUUUAUGCAUGGAGAACUAUGAAAGAAAUGACUUUGUUAUUAGCCGAAAUCGUUCGUCAAUCCGUAAAACUGGAAGAAAGGACUACAAUGGUUUCACAGGAUUUAUUAAUUAGUAUUGGACAGUUUUUUAUUGAUAUAUUUAUAGAAAGCAAACACAGGGGCGUGUUUGAACAAGCGUACGUUGGAUUUUCGAUUGUAUCUCAGGCAUUUUGGGAGUCAAGGAAUCAAACUCUUUCAAGUUUGCCUUCACAGUGGCUGAAAAACGUAUUAGAUCUUUGCACAGGAACAAAACUUUCCAAUAAGUUAUGCGCCACUAGACGUAGUGCAGGAUUACCUUUUAUGAUUUUGUCCAUUUUAACUACAGACCUAUCAUAUGAUAAAAUAUGUUUUCAUGAUACCAUACAGUCCUUAUUGAAGUGUUGUAAAAAUACAAGCUCUGAGAACGACGAAUUUCGCAUGCAUUCUCUGAACAUUUUAAGAGCGUUGUUCAGACACAGUAAAUUAGGAGAAAUGGUGUCAAUGUAUGUAGGACAGACCAUGGUGGUUUCAAUUACUGGAUUUAAAAGCCCUUCUUGGGGUAUAAGAAAUUCAUCCACACUGUUGUAUUCAGCACUCAUGACAAGAAUGUUUGGAGUGCAAAGAACUCAAGACUCAGUUGAUUUAAGCAUGAAAAACAGAUUGACUGUUAGAGUAUUUUUCAUGAGGUAUCCAGAACUGUUUCAGUUUUUAUUCAAGUCACUGAGUGAAGAAUGUGAUAGAUCAGACAGUCUUAUUUUACAUCCAAUUUUAAUGAUCCUAGCAAGAUUGUAUCCUUCACAUAUUGAGGAAUAUAGCGCACAGAGUGAUGCAUAUCUCCCUUUUUUGUCAAUUUGUUUGGCAAAUCCUCUUUAUAGAACUCGUGAAUUAGCUGCCAGAGCAUCAGUUCCUCUAAUUCCAAAAGAAAAUCUUAAAGGCAUAUUUGAAAAUUGUUUUAAUAGUAUAUCAGAGCAGGAGAAGGACAAUUUGUGCAGUGGCAAAUUAUUACAGGUGUUAUAUUUAAUAAAAUCGAACAGUAUACCAAUGGACCUUAAUAUAGCAAAAUGUAUAAAUGAUUCUUUAAAAAUAUUUGAAAAUACUGGUACAAUACAUUCCCAUUUAACGCUUUUAUUGUAUGUGGAAGUUAUAACAUUCAUGAUAAUAAGAUUUAAGCAAUUCAGAGAUGACGUUUUAUUUAAAAAAUUGGUAAGCUUAAUCACCAACUAUCAUUUAGAAAGUUCUUGUCCAAUUACUGUUCAAUCACCAUUGAUUCAAGCAGAAAUGGGAUUACUGACUGUGUUGUUGUUGGACAAAUUAGAUGACAAAAGCUAUGAUAUACUGAAAUUAAACCUAAAUCAUUAUUUGAAUGGGAAGGAUAAUAAAAUGAAAUGUUAUGCUUUAAAUUUCUUAAUAUAUGCAAAUAUGAAAUUUUACAAUCACAUCCCUCCACAUCCGAUAUUAGAAACAGAAGAAAUUGAAAUUCCAGAAAAUGUAACUUCCAUCAUAAACGCUCUUGAAAGGAAAAAUAUAGGACUUUUGCUACGUUCCUGUCAUGAUUGUAUUUUAAAUUUCUACAAGCAACAAGCGUGGAUGUUUAAAUUCAAAAACAAUUAUACAGAUAUUUUACUAUUUUUAUUGUUAUGUUUUUAUCCUUGUAUAUUGAAAAACUUAAACCAGGACACACAAAAGACAUUAGAUUUAUUCGUUGAUAUUUGUAAAGAUGCUGAUAAGGAUUUGGCCAGUGUAGUAAUUAGUUGUGUAACUACUUUGCUAUCUUCAAUAAAUGAUAAAGAUUUAGCGGAAUUGAGUUUCAAAGGACUUAUCGCAGUAUUAAUGGAGUUAGCAUCUCCAGCUGCACCAGAUUAUGGGAGACUGGUAGUAGGAAACUUUUUCGCUAAAAUGAAUACGUUGAUUCUUGAUAAGGAGGCUCCUAUCUUACAAGGUGCUGAUCUUAUAAAUGUGUUGAAUAUAUGUAUGAUUCUAUUAGAAGAUGACGACGCAGAUGUAAGAAACUCCUUAAGUACCUUGUUUGUGAGGACAGCGUUUGGAAGUAAAAUUUCGACCCAUUCCAAUUUAGUAAUACCCGAAAGGAUUAAAGAAAGCUUAUUAAAUACCUGCACGAAAAUUUUACCUAAACGUGAAGCUAUAAACUUUUUAUUUUCGUGGUCUUGUAGGCAUUUUCCAGACCAUAGCAAUGAUGUUUCUGCGAUUUUUGAAAGAGGAGAAUUAAAUUUAUUUGCUGAAAACAUUUUUACUGCAAAUAUCAGUUCCCAAUUGCUUAUUAAUCUAUUAUAUGAUACGAAACAGAAUACCUCUGGAAUUCAGAAUUUAAAAAAUAUAACAGAUUCAUUAUUGAAGUCACUGAAAGAAUGUGAGGGCCCAAUGAUGGAUAACUGUUCAAGAAAAUUAAUAAUUAAUAGUUUAGAUAUGAUACUAAUGUUUCAUUUAGAGGAUAAUGAAACUGACAAAUUUAAAGAUAGGUUUAAUAACUAUUUUAACAAUAAUGUUUUAAAAUAUUUGAAGGACAAUAUAAAGAAUAAUGAUUAUUAUUUGAUUAAAAACAUAUUGAUAAAAAUAUAUAAAAUCAUAGAUUUGUAAAAUAAUUUAUGACAUAAAUUGUAGCAUUGGUAUGUUGAAAUAAAUUAUUUUUUAAA